UUAAAGCCAAGAUGAGAAGCCUAACCAUUGUACUUAGCCUUGCAAUUUUCGCAACAGUCCUUGUGAGAAGCAGCGAUGCCGUUGCCUGCACAGGUACGAUAGACGCCACUUGCACGGAUUGUGGUGAUCCAGCCAAUGUAGAUCACGAUGAUUGCACCACUACCACCACAACUACCACGACCACGACCACGACACCAGCUACAACAACAACAACAACAACAGCAGCGACAACAACAACCACCACUUCGUCGCCAAUCGGCAAUAACAGGAAUGUAGUCUUGAGCAAUCUGAGGUACACCAACUACCGACGUCUGCGUGUGAAUGGAGGCAAUGCGGGCACCGCCGGCACUGGAACUGGCAUCGGCACCACAGGCACUGGCACUGGCACUGCCAACAUAAUCAGCACAAAUGGAGUGCGUAACAACCGUAAUAUUAGGCGCAACAAUGGCGCCAAUCGCAAUGGCCGAAAUCGUCGCAAUGGCCGUAAUAACCGCAAUCGCAAUCGCAACGGUCGCAACAAUCGCAACGUUCGCGUUGUUAGAGGUUAA
Molecule: messenger RNA, 548 nt
Organism: Drosophila busckii
Lineage: Eukaryota; Metazoa; Arthropoda; Insecta; Diptera; Drosophilidae
Product: rho GTPase-activating protein gacK
Exons: 2
Coding region: 12-548 (178 amino acids)
Source: RefSeq, a predicted model, not a curated record